CAAUCCGUUUUCCACUCAACUCAUCAACCAUCAUCACCACCACCACUACCAACCUAGGAAGCCUUCUCCUUUACCUAUAUAGCUUUAUCUCAUCCAAGGCUUCACUAGAACCAAACCCAUUAUUUUCUUUUAGCUAAAACUAGUUAGAUCGAUGACAAUGAAGAAGCCGAAUCAAGUGGGGAAAGAUAGCGGCCGACCGCUUCAAGUGAACAGUAACAAGCUUCGAAAGGGCUUAUGGUCUCCUGAAGAAGAUGAGAAGCUUGUUAAGUAUAUGUUAAGUGAUGGAGGAGGGUCUUGGAGUGAUAUUGCUAGAAAUGCAGGCCUUCAAAGAUGUGGCAAGAGUUGUCGUCUUCGUUGGAUCAAUUACCUGAGACCUGACCUCAAGCGUGGCGCUUUUUCUCAUCAAGAAGAAGACCUCAUCAUCCAUCUGCAUUCCAUUAUUGGCAACAGGUGGUCUCAAAUUGCGGCACGUCUUCCAGGAAGGACAGACAACGAAAUCAAGAAUUUUUGGAACUCCACGUUGAAGAAAAGAUUGAAAAACAACCACCCUGCACCCUCAACAUCUUCACCAAAUGACACUGAAAAUUUAUCAGAUCGUCAUCAGCAUACAGGUUUUAUAGGAGCUGGAGGGAUGAUGAUGAUGAUGCCCAUGCAUGAUCAUCAUGAUAUCAUGACCAUGUGCAUGGACAUAUCAUCUUCUUCAUCGACUGCCUCCAUCCAAACCAUGGUCACGCCAAACAAUAACCAGUUAAUCGAUCCCUUCGCUAUGCUUGAAACUUACAUGGGAGAUGGAUCAUUUUAUAGGGAUUAUGGGAUGUUAGAGCCAUGUGAAAUGGGAUUAGAAGGAGACCUUUGGCUUCCUCCACUAGAGACAAGAUCGAGUAUGGAAGAGAAUAGUAAUGUUAAUGCUGCCAAAAAUAACAUUAACGUUGACAUGAAAAGCCAUAACAACCACUACAAUAAUAAUUCUUGCUUCAAUAAUACAACUCCUGGUCCUGAUCAGCAAGGGUCAAAAGUUGGAGACAUGUUUGAGUUGGAAAAUAAUUGGCAAGGAGAAUGGGAUUUCGAGGGUUUCAUGGACAAUUUAUCUUCCAUUCCUUUUCUUGAUUUCCCACUUGAAUAAUUUGGCCUCUUCUUAAUUUCUUUUCAAGGUCUCACUCUCGAUGCUGUACGUCCUAGGAAAUUUUGGGCGGCCAUUCUUUUCAAAUUAAAACAUGUCAAAAGCUUUUAGUUUUUCUUUCAUAUUUCUCUUACUUUGUUCUCUCAGAAGCUCUUUCUUCUUGGCCUCUUCUCGAAAAUAUUGAAGAUCUCAAGGUCCUCCAGUAAGAGUAAGAUACUUUGGUUAUUUUUUCAGGACAAGCAUGCCUGGUUUGUGGAAUAUUAAGAGUAAGUUUCUGAGAAGAGAAAUGUGAAUAGAGGUAUAUAGAUAAUAUAGAGAGUCAAAUAAUAAAGUUUAGUUGGUCAGUUGUAGUUUAAUAUACAAAUUAAUGGGAAUAAUUUGGAGGUGGGGUUGUUCUUGUAUUGGGAGAUGAAAAGGAUGAGACACAGAUUAUGUAAACAAAUUCAUGCUGAUAAAAGCAAAUUCACGAAUUUUUUUCUU
Molecule: messenger RNA, 1600 nt
Organism: Mangifera indica (mango)
Lineage: Eukaryota; Viridiplantae; Streptophyta; Magnoliopsida; Sapindales; Anacardiaceae
Product: transcription factor MYB83-like
Exons: 2
Coding region: 152-1123 (323 amino acids)
Source: RefSeq, a predicted model, not a curated record